Molecule: messenger RNA, 436 nt
Organism: Haemonchus placei
Lineage: Eukaryota; Metazoa; Nematoda; Chromadorea; Rhabditida; Trichostrongylidae
Source: the annotation of a GenBank genome assembly
AUCACCGUUGUGAGUUAUCGUACUUCCGAGGUAAGUGAAAUUGCCAACGGUUUCCAAUAUUGUAUCGUCAACGCUGAUGUUCAGCUGCGUUUGGUCAAAGCCGACCUUCAUGACUUUGGACUUGCAGGCGCUGAUACCAAGAAGUGCUAUGUCAUCAGCGAAAUCCAAAUCCGUGAGUCUGCUUCGAUCAUGCCAACUGAUGCCUGCCCUUACUUUCUUCAUCGUUUCCCUCAUGACGAAAUCCAGACAGACGUUGAACAGGAUCGGAGACAGAAUGCAUCCUUGCCGCACUCCUGUAUCAAUCUGGAAGAACGGCGUGUAUCCCGUAUCCGUCCUCACGCAGCAAGACGAGUUGAGAUACAAAUUCUUGAAAAUGCUGAUGAAUGAUUGCGGUACGCCGUAUGUUUUCAGGAUAGCCCAUAGCGACUCGCGGUGA